Homo sapiens (human) is the source of this 16278-nucleotide messenger RNA. It is a transcript of the gene MAP3K9, whose product is annotated as mitogen-activated protein kinase kinase kinase 9. Lineage: Eukaryota; Metazoa; Chordata; Mammalia; Primates; Hominidae. Gene Ontology annotation, molecular function: MAP kinase kinase kinase activity; ATP binding; protein kinase activity. The record is from RefSeq and is a predicted model, not a curated record. The transcript has 11 exons. Gene Ontology annotation, biological process: MAPK cascade; positive regulation of apoptotic process. Bases 6010 to 8424 code for a protein of 804 amino acids.
GGGUUGUUUUUGCUUUUUGGCUGUUAUAAAUAAUGCUGCUAUGGACACUUGUGUACAACACAAGCUUUUGUGUAAACAUAUUUUUUUCAGUUUUCUUGGGUCUAUCCCUAGGAGUGGAAUUGCUGAAUCAUGUAACAGUUCUAUGUUUAACUUUUUGAGGAACCACCAAACUUUUUCAUCAUAGCUAUACCAUUUUAUUAUAUUCCCGUUAGCAAUGUAUGAAUGUUCCAAUUUCACCACAUCUUUUCAAUACUUGUUAUUGCCUUUUUUUAAAAAAAAAGUUAUUAUUAUGUCUAUCCUUGUGGAUAUGAAAUAGUAUUUUGUUGUGAUUUUGAUUUGCAUUUCACUAAAUGACUUAUGAUGUUGAGUAUCUUUUCAUGUAAUUAUUGGCCAAUUAUAUCUCUGAACCUGAAGAAAUAUCUAUUCAAAUCCUUUGCCAAUUUAAAAAUUAGAGUAUUUGUCUUUUUAUUGUUGAGCUGAAAGAGUCCUUUCUAUUCUCUCAUCAGAUAUAUGAUUAGCAAAUUUUUUUUUCCAUUCUGUAGAUUGUUUUUCCACUUUCUUAAGGCUGUUCUUUGAAACAGUGUUUUUAAUUUUGAUGAUGUCUAGUUUAUUUUAUCAUCUGUGGAUUGUGCUUUUGGUGUCAUAUCUAAAAAACAUUGCCUAGUCCAAAGUCAUGAAGACUUACACUCCUAUAUUUUUUUCUAAGAGUUUUAUAAUCUUAGCUCUUACUUUUAUGUCUCUGAUCCAUUUUGACUUAAUUUUUGUAUGUGGUAUGAGGUAGGGGUCCAACUUUAUUAUUUUUCAUGUGGCUAUUCAGUUAUCCUGGCCCCAUUUAUUGAAAAGACCAUUUUUUCCCAUCGAAUUAUUUGGUCACUUUUAUCAAAUGUCAAUUUACCAGAAAUAUAAAGGUUUAUUUCUAGAUUCUCAGUUCUACUCCAUUAAUCUAUAUCUGUCCUUAUGCCAAUACCACCCUUUCUUAAUUAGUAUGACUUUGUGGUAAGUUUUGAAAUUAGGAAAUGUGAUUCCAAUUUUGUUCUUCUCUUUGAAGAUUGUUUUGGCCAUUCUGAGUCCUUUGCAUUUAAUGAAUCUUAGGGUAAUUUUGUUAAUUUAUACAAAAUAGAUAGCUGGGAUUUUGAUAGGAAUUGCAUCAAAUCUGUAGCUUUGUAGAUUAUUUACACCCUUUUUUUUUUUUUUUUUCGGACAGGGUCUCAAUUGCUUGAGCUGGAGUGCAGUGGUGUAAUCAUGGCUUACUACAGCCUUGACCUCCUGGGCUCAGGUGAUCCUCUUUCCUCAGCCUCCUAAGUGGCUGGAGCUACAGGCAUGCUCCACUUUUUCUAUUUUUUUUGUAGAGACAGGGUUUCACCAUGUUGCCCAGGCUAGUCUUGAACUCCUGAGCUCAAGCUGUUCACCUGCCUUGGUCUCCCAAAGUGCUAGGAUUAGAGAUGUGAGCCACUGCGCCUGGCCCUAUUGACAUCUUAAUAAGUCUUCCAAUUCAUGAUCAUGGGAUAUCUUUCCAUUUAUUUAGACCUCCUUUAACUUCUUUCAGUGAUGUUUUGUAGCAUCUGUAUAUUGAACCUCAUUUUACCAUGCAUUAAUUACAGGGUAAAGUAGCUAAUGAGAAGAAAUGAGUUUAACUUUCCUUAAAAUAUCUGACCUGAUCUCAUUAAGUUGAGUUGUAUACUGAUAUUCAACUAUUUUUGAUAUAUAAAAUCAGCAAUUUCAUGUUUCAGUUUAACACUUUUAUUGCUUGACCAUAUGCUAAUGAGAUUAAUACAUCAAUUAAGCUAAGCUGCUAUUACAAAGAGGCAUACAGAUAUGGAGGCUUAGAUAGGAUAGAAGCAUAUUCUCUUUCAAAAACUAGCUAAAUAGCCCAGGCUAGCAGGGCAACUGUGCCCCAUGAGAUCGUUUAGGAACCUAGGUUCUUUUAGAUUCCCUCAGUGCAUUGACCUUGACCGAAUGGUUAAAUUGGGUGACUGUUAUGUGUGUAUUACAAUUUUCAUAAAAGAGGAAGGAGAACUUACUCAUGGCAAGCGCAGUUUAUCUUUAAUUUGGAAACUAUCCAGAAGUUGUACACAUCUCUGCACACCCAAUUGCCUGCACUUGGUUAUGUGGGCACACCUGGCUCCAAGGGAGGCAGAAAAAUGUACGUUCUAGCUGGACAACUGUGUGCCCCACUAUGGAAGACAGGAAGGGUGGAUUUGAGGGGACAAGCAGCCACUUGUCACACUCAACUCUCUCUUGCCUUUUUUAAUGGAAAACCAUGAUUUCUCAGUAACAUGAUUGUUUUCUACCUCCAGUAUUCCCACUAGGUUUCUUCUCCCAGCCUAACCCUGAAAUUGCUCAGGUUUUACUGUCACACACUCCAGAGGUUUCUGCUGGUGACGAUUUGGACAGAGUUGUGUCAUGUAUCCAAGUACCUUCGUACCUUCCCAGUGGGAAGGGAAAGCACAAAUGCCGCAUGUAGAGUCUUCUCAGGAUGACAGAAAUUGUAGACAGGGAAAGACAAGGCCAUUGCAGAGCUUUUUUCUCCACCGAAAGAACAAGGGCAGGACCUUUCAACUUUUACCCUAAGUAUCCUUGUUGUAAGACUAACCUCUAGGUCUUGCCCUAUAACCAUGAUCCUAAAAGCAGGCUUGAAGGAAGAGCCUCUGGUGAGAGGCAUCUGAUGAAAUUAUUCUACUCUCUAGAGGAAAUCACUUGGAGGUAAACCUCAAAUCAGAAGCACUUUGGAUGAUGUGUCUUGGAUAUUGUCACAUGGUCUGCCAGCAGGUCUCUAGUUGCUCUAGUCUAGACUUGUUCCCAGGACUUAAGCCUCCUGACCCAGUUUGGUUGAUGAUUGUGGUUUGAAAACAUAAUUCACCCUGCUCCCUUUCAGCUGUCUUAGCUUCUAUGCUGCAGGAUUUCCUUCAAAGCACAAUUUAUAACCCAUUAAAUGGGCCUUUCAUUCCUUCUUCCUCAGGCUUACCCAUCUAAGUAGCUCCAAAUGGUCUCUCACCUUUAGCAGAGGAAAAUGUGUGCCCACUGCUGUACAUACAGCAAUGCUUGUACACUGGUAACAGUUGUUACCACCUACAAAUGCUUAAGGGCUAGGGUCUGUGGUAAAUGUUAUACAUCUUCUAUAGUCUUCACAAGAAUUCCCCAAAGUAGGGAUCAUCAUUUCCAUUUUACAGAUGAGGUAACUGGGCUCAGACAAUUGAAGUCACAUGCCUAAGUUCACCCAGGUGGCAGACAUAAAGCUAUGAUUAGAACUAGAUAUGUGUGUAGUGACAAUCUGUGCUUGUAGUUAUGCCACCAUCUGUAUGGUCCUGUUCCUGCACUUAAGGCAGCCUCUUCUGAAUGAUCAGCCCACCGUGCGUGCCUAGGGCCCAGCAGGGUGUCUCAGGGAGGGCCAGGGCAUGCCUAGGAACUUGGUACAAAGCUGUUUCCCAAACUGACUUGUAACUCACUGACUCAUUCAAGAAGUGUCUGUGGAAUGCUUGCCCUAUGCCAGGUACUGGCUGAGUCUGAGUGCCCCACACCUCAACCCUCCUGGAACUCAUCCAGAGCUGGGGGCCUCUGCGCCUCUGCUAUUCCAGGUGCCCAGGGCCAUCUGGUUUGUCUUCCUGCUCUUUGAGUGUGCUUCUAAAGUUCUCCUGCAAAUGUUGUGAUGGAGGGUGAGAUGAUAAAGGGCUGGAUCCUCAAUUGUGUAAGUUUCCCAGUCUGCUUGGAUUGGGGACUGCCUCAAGAAGGCUAUUGCUGAAAUUGUUCCCUUUCUUUGCGCUGUGUGGGUAGAGCAGUGGUUACUGUCAGAGGGCAUCGUCCCACAAGGCCUUCUUGCCUGUUGGUUGUGGGAUGAGGUGGAGGCAUUGUCUUAAUCAUUUUAAGUUUAAAAAAUUACAAUAGUGGCUGGGCACGGUGGCUUACACCUGUAAUCUCAGCACUUUGGGAGGCUGAGGCGGGCAGAUCACAAGGUCAGGAGAUCGAGACCAUCCUGGCUAACAUGGUGAAACCCCAUCUCUACUAAAAAUACAAAAAAUUAGCCGGGCAUGGUGCUGGGUGCCUGUAGUCCCAGCUACUCCUGAGGCUGAGGCGGGAGAAUGGUGUGAACCCGGGAGGUGGAGCUUGCAGUGAGCUGAGAUCGCACCACUGCACUCCAGCCUGGGCGACAGAGCAAGACUCUGUCUCAAAAUUACAAUAGCAAAACGUUUUCUGUAGAAAAAAUUUGAAAAUAUGGGUAAACAAGAAAGAAAAGAUAGGGAAAGAAAAUCACCCUGAACCCACUUAUAGAGAUAAUGCGUAUUGAUAUUUGGGUGUGUUUACUCCUAUUCAUGUGCUCAUCUGCCUAUCCCUAGUGGGAUCUUUCUGUUUUAAAAGUUGCUUUUUGAAUGUAAUAUAGCAUGAACACAUAACCACAUUAAUAAAUAUGUUGUUAUGUCAAUAAGUUUAUCAAUGUAUAUAUUACAUAUAUGUUAAUAAAUACAUCAUCAUUUUGAAUGAGGGUUCAGUUAAUAAGAAGAAGAAUUAUAUGCUACUUUCAAUUUACAAAGUGCUUUCACAUAUAUUAGUUCAAUUAUCUUUGUCAAAGAUUAUUAAACAGUCAGUGUGGUUCCUGGAAUGUGGAAUCAUAGAUAAUUACCAAGUGCAAGACAUUCCCCAGCCCACCUCAUUCAAGGGAGACUGGUCACCUCCUUUCAGAGCAUGGACCCUGACCUGACAGUCUAGAGAUGGUGCAGGUUACUACAAAAUAGAGCUCUGGCCCAGCACAGGCAUGGAGUUGCUGUGCCUUUUGUCAAGAAAGGUAGCUGUCCACUUUUCCUCACUUUGAAAAAAAAAUCAAACACCCCUCCUCCACCUCUGAUCCUAGGAAAUGGUUGAAGGGAUUACCAAGCCUCGGGAGGUGGUUAAUUAUUAACUCAAGAGUAAAUUUUGUGAGGGUUGGGUUAGGCAGUGAGGACUUUUAGGAAAUUACUGGCAGCACUGUGGGAGCUGGUGGGUCUGUGUUGCGGGGAGGUACUCAGAGGCAGUGACUUAGCUGAACGAGUUCUUCCAGGCUGCUUGCAAAUGGUCAUCAAAGGACUUGUUGACCUUUUAACCUUGGGAGGGCAACUAAGUUGACUAAACCUGAGGUAAAUCACAUCAACUUCUACUGCCCGCCUUUCCCUGAGCUCAGAUCCACGUAAACUUGUAUUUCUCUUGAAUUUCUCCAGUCUUUUUUCCCACCAACAGAAUACCAAGUCUUCAUUUAUAUCACCCACCUUCCAUUGUAAACAUAAAGCGGGAUGUUGGCAGAGGAAAACUAGUUUAGUCAGCCCCAGAAAGACUUCUUCUCUGAAUGCCAGUGUCCCUCAGCAAAGCUCUCACCAACACUGUAGCUCUACAUAAGCCUCCUCAGACACAAUCUCAUUUCAGGCCCUUUUGGAGAAACCACAGGUCUACUAGCCAUAGAUGGUAAUUUCUGGAUGAGGGUUAGUUGUUGGUGUUAGUGAUUCCUUGUAACUCUUCUGUAAGGUCGGUAUUGCUGUCUUUGCUGUAGGGAUGAGGAAACUGAGGUUUGGAGAGGUGAACUUGCUUCCUAAAGGCACAUAGCUGUUAAGUGAUAAAACAGGCAUUUGACCCAAGUCUGUCUAAAUCUUUCUCUGGUAGCAUUCUGCCUACUUGGGCAGUAGUUCUCACAUUCCUUUUAGCUGUAGAACCCCUGAAGUGGGAUAGAAUGCAGACAAACAAAGAAACAAGCCAGGUAAGAGCAGAGCUGCCCUGACUGGAGCUAAUGGGGCCAGUCCCAGUCCCAUAACCCCCCACCCCUGCCUCACCCCCGACAUGCUUCCAGGCGGUCUGAGACACCUUCACAGGACACUGAGAGCUUAGUGUGAAAACUGUCACAGAAGGGAUGCAGGGACACAAACAGAACAUAUUUGGAUCUUUGAAACACUCUAUGAUCUUUCCAGCUAUGGGGUGCUACUUUGGGAGUUGCUGACUGGUGAGGUGCCCUUUCGAGGCAUUGAUGGCUUAGCAGUCGCUUAUGGAGUGGCCAUGAACAAACUCGCCCUUCCUAUUCCUUCUACGUGCCCAGAACCUUUUGCCAAACUCAUGGAAGACUGCUGGAAUCCUGAUCCCCACUCACGACCAUCUUUCACGAAUAUCCUGGACCAGCUAACCACCAUAGAGGAGUCUGGUUUCUUUGAAAUGCCCAAGGACUCCUUCCACUGCCUGCAGGACAACUGGAAACACGAGAUUCAGGAGAUGUUUGACCAACUCAGGGCCAAAGAAAAGGAACUUCGCACCUGGGAGGAGGAGCUGACGCGGGCUGCACUGCAGCAGAAGAACCAGGAGGAACUGCUGCGGCGUCGGGAGCAGGAGCUGGCCGAGCGGGAGAUUGACAUCCUGGAACGGGAGCUCAACAUCAUCAUCCACCAGCUGUGCCAGGAGAAGCCCCGGGUGAAGAAACGCAAGGGCAAGUUCAGGAAGAGCCGGCUGAAGCUCAAGGAUGGCAACCGCAUCAGCCUCCCUUCUGAUUUCCAGCACAAGUUCACGGUGCAGGCCUCCCCUACCAUGGAUAAAAGGAAGAGUCUUAUCAACAGCCGCUCCAGUCCUCCUGCAAGCCCCACCAUCAUUCCUCGCCUUCGAGCCAUCCAGUGUGAGACUGUUUCCCAAAUUAGCUGGGGCCAGAACACACAGGGGCACCUGUCCCCUGCUCUGUCCAGCCACCGACUGGUCCAGGCUUGCUCCAUCCAUAACUUCUGCCACCUCUCCUCGACAAUGUGUAUAUACAUGCACAUAUUGACACCAGGUGAAAGCAGCAAAACCUGGGGCAGGAGCUCAGUCGUCCCAAAGGAGGAAGGGGAGGAGGAGGAGAAGAGGGCCCCAAAGAAGAAGGGACGGACGUGGGGGCCAGGGACGCUUGGUCAGAAGGAGCUUGCCUCGGGAGAUGAAGGAUCCCCUCAGAGACGUGAGAAAGCUAAUGGUUUAAGUACCCCAUCAGAAUCUCCACAUUUCCACUUGGGCCUCAAGUCCCUGGUAGAUGGAUAUAAGCAGUGGUCGUCCAGUGCCCCCAACCUGGUGAAGGGCCCAAGGAGUAGCCCGGCCCUGCCAGGGUUCACCAGCCUUAUGGAGAUGGCCUUGCUGGCAGCCAGUUGGGUGGUGCCCAUCGACAUUGAAGAGGAUGAGGACAGUGAAGGCCCAGGGAGUGGAGAGAGUCGCCUACAGCAUUCACCCAGCCAGUCCUACCUCUGUAUCCCAUUCCCUCGUGGAGAGGAUGGCGAUGGCCCCUCCAGUGAUGGAAUCCAUGAGGAGCCCACCCCAGUCAACUCGGCCACGAGUACCCCUCAGCUGACGCCAACCAACAGCCUCAAGCGGGGCGGUGCCCACCACCGCCGCUGCGAGGUGGCUCUGCUCGGCUGUGGGGCUGUUCUGGCAGCCACAGGCCUAGGGUUUGACUUGCUGGAAGCUGGCAAGUGCCAGCUGCUUCCCCUGGAGGAGCCUGAGCCACCAGCCCGGGAGGAGAAGAAAAGACGGGAGGGUCUUUUUCAGAGGUCCAGCCGUCCUCGUCGGAGCACCAGCCCCCCAUCCCGAAAGCUUUUCAAGAAGGAGGAGCCCAUGCUGUUGCUAGGAGACCCCUCUGCCUCCCUGACGCUGCUCUCCCUCUCCUCCAUCUCCGAGUGCAACUCCACACGCUCCCUGCUGCGCUCCGACAGCGAUGAAAUUGUCGUGUAUGAGAUGCCAGUCAGCCCAGUCGAGGCCCCUCCCCUGAGUCCAUGUACCCACAACCCCCUGGUCAAUGUCCGAGUAGAGCGCUUCAAACGAGAUCCUAACCAAUCUCUGACUCCCACCCAUGUCACCCUCACCACCCCCUCGCAGCCCAGCAGUCACCGGCGGACUCCUUCUGAUGGGGCCCUUAAGCCAGAGACUCUCCUAGCCAGCAGGAGCCCCUCCAGCAAUGGGUUGAGCCCCAGUCCUGGAGCAGGAAUGUUGAAAACCCCCAGUCCCAGCCGAGACCCAGGUGAAUUCCCCCGUCUCCCUGACCCCAAUGUGGUCUUCCCCCCAACCCCAAGGCGCUGGAACACUCAGCAGGACUCUACCUUGGAGAGACCCAAGACUCUGGAGUUUCUGCCUCGGCCGCGUCCUUCUGCCAACCGGCAACGGCUGGACCCUUGGUGGUUUGUGUCCCCCAGCCAUGCCCGCAGCACCUCCCCAGCCAACAGCUCCAGCACAGAGACGCCCAGCAACCUGGACUCCUGCUUUGCUAGCAGUAGCAGCACUGUAGAGGAGCGGCCUGGACUUCCAGCCCUGCUCCCGUUCCAGGCAGGGCCGCUGCCCCCGACUGAGCGGACGCUCCUGGACCUGGAUGCAGAGGGGCAGAGUCAGGACAGCACCGUGCCGCUGUGCAGAGCGGAACUGAACACACACAGGCCUGCCCCUUAUGAGAUCCAGCAGGAGUUCUGGUCUUAGCACGAAAAGGAUUGGGGCGGGCAAGGGGGACAGCCAGCGGAGAUGAGGGGAGCUGGCGGGCACAGCCCUUUCUCAGGGUUGGACCCCCUGAGAUCCAGCCCUACUUCUUGCACUGAUAAUGCACUUUGAAGAUGGAAGGGAUGGAAACAGGGCCACUUCAGAGGGUCUCCUGCCCUGCAGGGCCUUUCUACCCGUGUCCACUGGAGGGGCUGUGGCCAUCAGCUCUGGCUGUGUAGGGGAGGAAGGGGUGCAUGCAUGUCCCCCACCCUCCACAGUCUUCCUUGCCUUUAGAGUGACCCUGCAGAGUCACUCAGCCAAAUCUGUCUGCUGCUCCCUCUCCUCAGCCAGUUGGGUGUGCGCAGAGCUGUCAUAGGGUCCCUUUGUCAGCCCCGAGUUCAGCUUCCCAAACACCAGUGUUGGAUAUUCUGUGAUUGAUUUUGGUCCUCCUCCGCUGUCCCCCAACACCCAGGAAUGGGAAUCUGGCUUGGUUCGAGAUAGGAGCUUUUCUGUGUCCUAAGCCCUUUCAUGCUAGCAGGAAGACUGAAAGCAAGGUGGCCCAGUGUGGGGUCAUAGGGCUUGAUAGACCUGGCACUGCCUAUCUGCACUUCCAGGUGCCCCACCUAUUUAUCUGAGCCCACAGGUGGAAAGGGGAACUGCCUCAGUGAGAACGGGGGGACGGGGAUGUUAGGAAAAAUACAGUAAAGUUGCAAUGAAGAGGUUCAUGAAGUAUGUCCUUGUUCUUUUUGGAAACUCUCGGCAAAGGGCAAACCAGCAAGUAUUGAGGGUACCCAUCUAGCUACUUGGGGUCAGGACCUCGUCAGACCAGGUUCGGAUACAAUCAUCUGCUCAUCCCAGGAAUAGUUUCUUGGGGGACUCACUCACUGGUGCCAGUUCUAAGUCAGAGACAAAAUUCCACUGUCUGUUCCUUUUGCUGUCUGAACUUUAUGUGUUACUCCCUUCCUUUGGUCUUCACUCUAAUCCCUGGAGUUUGUGGGCUUUUGGUUAUGUUUGGUUAGUAGAUAUCACCGCAAUGCCCUAGAACAGCUAUGAAGCAGAAUACCAUAUGGCCACCUGGACAUUGGGACUUGGGAAUUCACUCUCAACUGGGCCAUCCAUGUUGUGAUGCCCUUGAAGUAAAAUGGAGCCAGCAGGAGUACCUUCUGUAAAUGCAUGUGGCAAAGUGCUAUUUAUAGGGUGCCCAGGGAGCCGCUGAUGUACAAUAACCUUGAGGUCCCCCAUACUGAAAACUGACCAAGGCCUGUGCACAGGUAGCCCCUCAUGCUGGGCUCUGGACCAUGAGCUGAGUAGGAAGGAUAGCAGAGGCCAACCCUGACCUUCCUGGAAGUUGUUUCCUUAACUUGAAUGUUGAGCUUCCUCUAAAGCUUUCUCGUGUAUGUCUUCUCCAUGCCACUACUCUGAGGCCUCCUGUGUUAUGUGUGAACAGUUGUCUUUAUGUGGGAAUGACGACUUGAUUGGGAGUAGAGUCUCAAGGUCAUUCCCCUCUUCCCUCAAGACUCUCUGAAUGCUGCUCCACUGUCUUUUGUCUUGGAGGUCACUCAGCAGGUUCCUUGCAUUUGCUGCCUGGAUGUGCAGCUGGCAACAGUGAUGAAUUGGUCACUGCUCUUUCUCUAUAACUGGGAUAGAUGUCCUGCCUUGGGGUCACUAAAGGGGUGACCUUGUUCCUUGCUUUAUGAGCCCAUUAGCACUUUGGUUCAAGGGGCCCACCAAGUCUUGGACGGGAAGGCGCUACUGGUUUUAUUGCCCAAGGUUUUGUUAUUGCUUCUCUUCUGUGUCCUUCUCUUUGUUCAGUGAAGCCAAUAUGUAAGAUACUGUUUUUGUCCCCAUUCCCCUACUCCUGAGCUAGGAGGAAAAAAUGUGAAUCUUACCAGCAGUUCCAGCCAACCAAGUGAUUCUUCUUCAUUCUUGAUGGGGAGAAGUACAUACAAAGUUUGUUCUGACAGGGCGCGGUGGCUCACGCCUGUAAUCCCAGCGCUUUGGGAGGCAGAGGCAGGUGGAUCACCUGAGGUCGGGAGUUCGAGACCAGCCUGACCAACAUGGAGAUAUCCUGUCUCUACUAAAAAUACAAAAAAAUUAGCCAGGCAUGGUGGCACGUGCCUGUAAUCCCAGCUACUCGCAAGGCUGAGGCAGGAGAAUCGCUUGAACCUGGGAGGCGGAGGUUGCAGUGAGCCAAGAUUGCGCCAUUGCACUCCAGCCUGGGCAACAAGAGAGAAACUCUGUCUCAAAAAAAAAAAAAAAAAAAAAAAAAGUCUGUUCUGUGGCCUCCUUCCCCCGGGCCCUCCAUAACCUCAGGCUAAACCAUGAGCACAUCUGUAUAUCCUUGGCUCCACUAAAUGGCCCUCUUGUGGCCCUCCAAACCAUGCUGCCUAUACACAGUGCUCUGUGGUAUGAAGCAGAGAUUUUUCCUUUGCUCAUUUUUAACUUUUGCCAUUGUGGUAGGUUGCAGCCAUCUUUCUAGAUGUAGUGUAACUGAUGUAGUGUAACUGAAUGAUGGUCACCUGCCAUUGAGUGAGAGGUUGAGUGCCAUCCUUACUUGUCCACUGUGGGGAAAGAUAAAGCAAGCCUGGGUCUUUGCUAAGGAAAUAAUUGUACCUGAAAGAAGCAAAAGCAGGGCUAUCCAAAGGUGCUACUGUGAGCAUCCAUGAAGAAGGAACAGUUACCAUCUCUCAGCUCCUACACACCUGGUCUCUGAUGGGCCCCUGACUGCUGCACUCUCUCAGUGGGGCAAGGUUGGAGAUGGGCUAAGGAUCUGUAUAGUAGUAGCAGGUCUCAGUGGCUUUCUAUUCGCUCAGGUUCCCUUGUUCUGUGGUCCUGGUCGGGAGCAGGCCCUGGAGCUGUGGAUGAAGCCACUUGAGUGGCAGUAGCCGGCCCCCCUUUCCUCUGCCUUCCCUUUGCACAAAGACACGUUCCUUCUGCUCUUGGCAGGUGCUAACUUCAUGGAAGAUGGUAAUAGGAACAGAUACUGCUCUCUGCCCCUGCUUCUUGGAUUCUUCAGCUCCUACCGCUGAUUCGGAUUAUCCCCUUUUGACCCUCUUGGGGAUCCAGACUGCUGCCAGGAGGCUGAGUAGAUACCUCAGUUAUCUGUAUGUUAUUUCUGAGAGGCUUUGGCGGAUCCUCUUCACUUGGCAUCCUGUGGCAUCCCUAGGGUCUGGUGGUAGCAGUAAUAGCAACAAUGAUAUCUUACAUCUGGACAACUCAGAAUAGUGCUAACUUUUCCUCCUGACCUUUGCAAAAUGACAUCAUUUUCCUUGUACAUUUGAUACCCUUGCUAGUAGAGAAGGGGAAAUGCUUAAAGAUGAAAAUUCAAGUGAAGAGAAAUGAAAAAGUGGCUUGGACUAAUUGCUGAGUGAGGCCACUGGGCUCAGAACUGAACAGGUUGGCUGCAUUCCCCAUUCUGCUUUUGCUGUGUGGCCAUAGGCUUGUCUCUUUAGCCCCUCUCAGAUUUCCUUCCUUUAAAAGCAAUCAUCACAUGCUUUCCUCUCAAGGGAGUUGGGUGUAUGUAUCAGAGAAGGUCAGUGAAACACCAUAGCUCCUUGCCAGCUCCUAGAGGAAGCUUCUUUCAUCUAUACAGGAUGAAUCGCUGAAGUUGAGAGUGUGGCUCUCAUCACCUUUGCCUUGAGGGAACUUGCCUUUUCUUUCGUCCUUUGGCUUCUGGAAGAGGAGUGAUUUGGAGGUGGUUGAGCAUGACUAAUGGGGGCCCUGGUCGGGCCCAUGCCCUUCUGCCGCAUUUAUAUAGCAUCUGGUGUUGACAAGCAUUCUUUCCUAAUUCCCCCACUUAACUUGUCUGAUGCUGUCUGCCAAUGUCAUCCUCACCACUUGUGUCUUACAGAGAAGGAAAUGGGAGAGGGAGGUUGUGUCUUACAGAGAAGGAAAUGAGAGAGGGAGGUUGGUAGCAACAUCAGAGUGACAGUUGGCUGUCUCUCAUUUCUUGGGGUCAUCAGUCUGAUUUGUUUAGAGCCUGGGAUCAUCCCAGUUCCUGGAAGAAUCUUUGGAAAAGGGUCCCCUUGUUCUUGGGACAUGUGUCAUGGUCACUAAGCCCCCUUUCCCUCAGGCUACUGUUGCUCAGGGACACAAUGAGAUACCCCAAGGACAUCUAGACCUGACUUUUCAUGAACUCUCUUGCCUCUGUGGUCCCCACAUUGGAGACCUCCCUCCCUCCUCCUUCCCUUGUGUGAAGGAGACACCUCCCGAGCAAUCCUAACUCAUCCAGCUCACUUUUAACAAAGCAAAGAGCAGAGGGCACUGAAGACUGGAUGGCUGUGAAUGGUACACCUUGGGGUUGAAACCGUGUUGGCAGGAACCUGGUGAUAAAAGCUGCCUACUUCCUGGGUGUGUGAAUUUGCACAUAUCUUUUCCCCUCACUGGACUUCAGAAGCCUACUGUGAACUGGGGACGAUGCUAUCUACUUUCCCUCCUGAAGCCCUUCUAACUUUCAAAUGUAUGGUCCUGGGGCCAUGAGUCCUGCACAGAAACUGCAGCCUUGCCAGAUUGCUUCCCUUGGUGCAGAAAAGUGUGUGUGUGUGUGUGUGUGAAAUAUACGUACGGUUUUACGUCAAAAACAGUCGAAUAUCAGCUAUUUCAUAUGGUUCACCCUAAUGUACCUGCCUCUCUCUUUGGCUUUAGGUCUGAGAAUGACUUGUCUUUGUCAAGGUAUACUAUUGUUAGAAACGCAUUACCAAAUGCAUCUCUUCUGUCGGAUCAGCGUAUUCCUAGAUUAGGAAUUCAAAUUAAUGAAAAUUCACAUAUGAAAGGAAAAUCCAUUGCUAUUUCUGGAGAGGACCUCAGUCCUGGGCUUUUCCCUGGCAUUGCUACCUGGGUGGGUGCUCACCACUCAGGUGCUGGUGUUGGAAGGCAGGAGGAGGAAGCUGAAAUCCUGCCGAUUAAGGCUAAUUAACAGGGUUUAGGUGCCUAAUUAUCAUGACUCAGCCCGGGACUUAUGGUUAGCCGUGCAGGCCAGGUGAGUCUCUUAUGGACUUCCUCUCAGACUGCUCUUUCUCAUUUUGUCCUGAUGAGAUAUUGACAGUCAUGUCCACCCGCUUCCUCAUCCAUUUCCCGUCUUGGGCCCUGGAAGUACGGGGGCCUCUGUAGGCUGCCUAGGGAGCCCUGGCUUUGCUCUUCGUGUUGGGCUCACUCCAUGAUCAGGAGCCGGUGGGACUGGUCCUUCCUGAUUCUUACUGUCUGUGGUUCCCCAUCCCCUACGGGGAGCCUGCUUUGGGCCUUGAGCUGGAUAGAGAGAAGAGCUUUGGGGCCCAGCUGGUUAUAGGAGCUGAGCUUUUCCACACCUCUCUUUGUUAACCCUUGGAAACAGACCUGCCUUUCACCUGACCCAUCUUCCUACCUGUCUGGUCUGACCUGCCCUCUUUGAAAGCACUCAUCACCUAGUUUUACUAGGCUGAUUGGCAGAUGUGGACAUGACAGGUGUCUAUCGAGAUAGGUGUCUAACUAGUUAGGUGUCUCAGGAUUGGACAGCAGAAUACCAUUCCAGGGGUGCACAGACAGGCCUCUCCUACCGGAACAUGAGGGAUAGACGUCUGGGCAUUCUGAACCCAGAGGUCAGAGUAGUCACAAGCGGAGCCCUGGGGAGCGAGGGCCCCAGGGCCGUGGUGUUCCUUGCCCUGCGCUCACUGAAGUCCAAGGCCAGGUUUCAGAAAUAGUGUGCUGCCUGUUCCUGAGAUCCUUCACACCUGGACACCAACCCAGACAAAGCCUGACUUAAAAUUUUGAUACUGUAUUCAUCGUGGAAUUUUUCAAUAACUCUGAUUUUUAAAAAAUACUGCAUUGCAAUAUGAUUUACCUUGAUUACUGAGGCUCUUUUUUUUUUGGCACCCCUUUAAAUUUUAACCCAAGGUGAGGGCCUCACUCCACUCUAUACCCAGCCCUGCCUGCCCCUCACCUGGACCUGUGAGAGGGGCUUAGGUACCACUGUGAAAUACGUUUUAAAUUUUUACUUGCCCUUCCCCUCAGGUCCUGAGUGAGGCAGUGGCUCUCUGGCGGUGCUCGCAUUUAAAUAGGAGUGUGUAGGCUUACAGCAAUGAAACAUCUAGGAGCUUUUAACUUUGGAUCUAUACCUGGGUGUGACAUUUCCUUGGUGUUCUCUGGCUGCCUUUCUGGCUCUGCAGCCCUGAGGGCACUUGUGUGUGUGUGUGUUCUCUGGAGAAGGGAAGUGAUUAUGGCAGAGAGGCUCCUUUAGAUUCUCCUCUUAAACCUCUUUGGAACAUGUUUGAAUUCCAGAAGUGAAUGAACUUCAUUCAUUCUCUCGUCCAGAUUUCAGAAGGGACUAAAGUGAACGGAGGCUUUUUCACUCCCUGGCAUGCUAAGAGCCACAUUCCCUAGCUCUGUGCCUGCACAGUGAGUCUUCAGAAUUUGGCCCAUCACACCCUCUGCUAGUAUCGUUUCCACCACCCUCCUCAUCCUCUGUCAUCUUUAUUUCAUUCUCAUCGUUUAUCUCUACCUCCAGUUCAGAUGCCAUGCUGGCUGUGGCUCUUUUCUUCAUCACCAUCAGAGUGAGGCAAAGAUGUAUCCUGGCCUAGUUAUAAAGACGAAUAAUACAUGAUAAGAAAUCAUUAAUUUUUUUCCACGUGGGGGGCGGUGCUGUCCUAGUGAUUCAUAUAUAUAUAAUUUUUGACUCCUUACAAUAAUUCUGGGAUGUGGGUAUUACCCCCAUUUAAGAAUGUGGAAACCAAGGCUCUGAUGGCUCUGUAAUUUGCCCAGGGUCACACAGCUAGGAAGCAAGUUGCUGAUCUGCUUGGUUCCAAAGUCACCUCUCUUUUUCCUCUGAGCACAUUUCUAAGCCACUACUUAGAAGCUCUUGAGAUAAAGUUGGCCUAGCUCAGGUCCACCGAGGUUUUGAGAUUGCCCUUUGCCCAAGGAGGAGUUGUGUCCUUGGCUCACCUGUCAUCUGCCUGUGACUGGACUUGAACCCUCGCACGUCUCAGCUGACAUCCUUGAUGCUGCUGGCUGCCUUCCUCGCCCUGUUUCCUCUCCAUGACUCCAGGGGUUUGAAGCACACAGGAGCUGGACAUGUCAAUUCUGUAGCUCUUCUCCCAAUACCACUGAAGGCCGUGAGCCUCUCUCCUGUUUCCAGCCUGCAGGUGCCCUGUUGCUGCUCUUCAUUCCAGCUUCUCCUCACUUUUCUCUCAGUCUCUUGAGCUUGGAAGCCUUAUUGUAGCUUGUGUCUCCUCCCUGGGCACUUGAGGUCAGGCUUUUGCCUUUUUGUCACAUUGAGCCACAUGCCUUUGAUACACAGUUGUAGCAAAGAAGGGAGGUGAUGAACUUGCUCACUUUCUUUUCUGAUUUCCCUCCCUACUCAUCCUGCACUCCCCACCGAAACCCAGAUAUCUUAUAGUCUAAGGCUUGUAGAGGAUUAAGGAAAGGAAUUGGAGAUGGGUUUUACUUAGUUCACAGAAAAGCUUUCUUUGGGAUUUUUCCUCCCCCUUAGGGCUUUUAAGUCUAGGUGAAGUGAAAGUUCACACAUGUGUUUGUUUGGUUGCUCUGUAAUUAGCUACUAGUUUUUAUCCCUAGACCUUCUCUGCUCCAGUGUCUUGUUCAUGUGUCCUGACCCCGUGUCCUUGAAUUCCCACUUUGCUUUGGGAUUUAAGUUAUUGUAUGUUGUCAACAAUAUUUAAAGAUGAAAAAGUCCUGAAGGAAACUUACCAGGUUCUUUCCUUUGGCUUUUUUUUUUUUUUCUUUCGAGGUACUGUAAAUUGUUAACUAGGGAUGCCAAGCAGGCUUGGUUCAAUGGCUAAACCUCUUAUUGUAUUACAGUGUAAUGCUGAUCUCAGCCUGGUCUCAAUGCCAGAGCACACAGAGACUUGAAUAAAACUGUUAUAACGAUUA